Messenger RNA from Drosophila guanche, 1096 nucleotides. RefSeq names its product phosphoglycerate mutase 2. Gene Ontology annotation, molecular function: intramolecular phosphotransferase activity. Gene Ontology annotation, biological process: glycolytic process. The transcript has a single exon. NCBI's taxonomy places the organism in Eukaryota, Metazoa, Arthropoda, Insecta, Diptera, Drosophilidae. The record is from RefSeq and is a predicted model, not a curated record. Bases 14 to 886 code for a protein of 290 amino acids.
UAAAUAUAAUAAAAUGUUGGCGCUUGCUAGAACUCCAUGGGGAAUUCAAGUUUUGAAGGAACUGACGAAACUUUGUCCUAUGUUCAGCUGCUCCUUCUCGAAGCAUUCAUGCAAGAAUGAGAAGGGCCGCUUUAAGAUCGUGUUGGUGCGGCAUGGCGAGUCCGAGUGGAACCAGAAGAAUCUCUUUUGCGGCUGGUUCGAUGCCAAGUUGAGCGAGAAGGGGCUGCAGGAGGCUUGCUCGGCAGGAAUAGCACUCCAGAAGGCCAAGAUGAGCUUCGAUGUGGCCUACACGUCGCUGUUGUCUCGAGCACAGGACACCCUGGCGGCUGCCCUGUCGGCCAGUGGUCAUAAGGAUAUCCCAAUCUGCAAGACUUGGCGCCUGAACGAGCGACACUAUGGCGGCCUGACAGGCUUCAACAAGGCUGAGACGGCCAAGAAGUUUGGCGAGGAGAAGGUGAAGAUCUGGCGGCGCAGCUUCGACACGCCGCCGCCUCCAAUGGAGAAGGAUCACAAGUACCACGACUUCAUUGUGAACGAUCCGCGCUACUGCGGGCAACUGGACCCCAAGGACUUCCCCAAGUCAGAAUCCCUCAAGCUGACAAUCGAGCGCUGUCUUCCGUACUGGAACGAUGUGAUCGUGCCCCAGAUCAAGGAGGGUAAGCGGAUCCUAGUUGCCGCCCAUGGCAACAGUCUGCGUGGUGUGGUCAAGCACCUGGAGGACAUGUCUGAUGAAGCCAUCAUGGGCCUCAAUCUGCCAACGGGAAUACCCUUUGUCUACGAGCUGGAUGAGUGCCUGAAGCCGUUGGGCACCAUGAAGUUUCUCGGUGAUCCCGAUACGGUGAAGAAGGCCAUGGAGGCCGUGGCCAACCAGGGCAAGGCCAAGUAGUCAGAUUCGACCUAAAACUGUCCGAUUUUUGAUACCCGCCAAAGGUGGACAACUCUCUGUCGGGGAAGGUCAAAGCAAUCAAUGUUCAAUCCACUUGCAUGCCAAACAAAAAACAAUUCCCCACGGAACUGGGAACUGGGAAUCUCCGACCGAGAAUUGUGGCGAGAACCGAGCGAAAGUCAAGCAGCAAAUAAAUUUAUUUGAUUUUAA